Colossoma macropomum (tambaqui) is the source of this 1695-nucleotide messenger RNA. RefSeq names its product NK6 homeobox 1 (gene nkx6-1). Gene Ontology annotation, biological process: regulation of transcription by RNA polymerase II; cell differentiation. Gene Ontology annotation, molecular function: DNA-binding transcription factor activity, RNA polymerase II-specific; RNA polymerase II cis-regulatory region sequence-specific DNA binding. The transcript has 3 exons. NCBI's taxonomy places the organism in Eukaryota, Metazoa, Chordata, Actinopteri, Characiformes, Serrasalmidae. Gene Ontology annotation, cellular component: nucleus. The record is from RefSeq and is a predicted model, not a curated record. The coding region runs from base 1 to 981 and encodes 326 amino acids.
AUGCUCGCCGUGGGUCAGAUGGACGGGUCCCGUCAGAGCUCCUUCCUCCUCGGCCCUCCUCCUCUGGCCGCUCUGCACACCAUGACCGAGCUGAAGGCGCCGCUGUACCCCUCGUACCCUCUGCCCUCCUCCUCCUCAUCCUCCUCAGCCUCCCCCACUUCGGCCUCCCCAAACCCGGGCGGUCUUCCUGCCUCCUCUCCGGGCUCUAAGACCCCCACAGGACCCCAGUCAGCCCCUCAGUGCGGAGCCGGCACCCCGCACGGGAUAAACGACAUCCUUAGCCGGCCCUGUGUGGUUUCCUCUUCCCCAUCCUCCUCCUCCUCCGGGCCUGCAGCCUCCUCUCCGGCCGGCCUGCUCACCGGACUGCCGCGCUUCAGCAGCCUGAGUCCCCCUCCGCCUCCCGGCCUCUAUUUCAGUCCCGGAGCGGCAGCGGCAGCAGCAGCAGUGGCCGUGGGCCGCUACCCCAAACCCCUGACCGAGCUGCCCCCAAGGACCCCCAUCUUCUGGCCCGGGGUGGUCCAGAGCCCCCACUGGAGGGACGCCAGGUUCACGUGCUCACCCCAUCAGAACUCAGUGCUGCUGGAUAAAGACGGGAAGAGGAAACACACCCGGCCCACGUUUUCAGGACAGCAGAUUUUCGCUCUGGAAAAGACUUUUGAACAGACCAAGUAUUUAGCGGGACCGGAGCGCGCGCGCCUGGCCUACUCUUUAGGGAUGACCGAGAGCCAAGUGAAGGUCUGGUUCCAGAACCGCAGGACUAAGUGGAGGAAGCGGCACGCGGCAGAAAUGGCUUCAGCUAAGAAGAAGCAGGACUCCGAGACAGAGAGGCUGAAAGGAGCCUCGGAGAACGAGGAGGAUGAUGACGAUUACAACAAACCGUUAGAUCCGAACUCAGACGACGAGAAGAUCACACAGCUGCUGAAGAAGCACAAAGCGAACCCGGCUCUGCUCGUGCACACGGUGGACAGCGAGGGCUCGUAGAGGAGGACACUGCCUCUCAUACACAGUUACUGAACUAUCAUUCACACACAAUCUUGAUCAGCUCUGAAAAUGUGUGUUUUGUGAGAAAGGACGCAAAACUGAAGCCUCGCGCGCUCUUCUGGAGGAGCUCAGCAAUAGAGACGUUUCACGCAAAUUGGACGUGUACAAUAACAGCGUGAGUGGUGUCCAACAGAAAUUAUAUUACUGUGAAUAUUUAUGUGUAAAAAUAUCUCCUUUUUGUAAAGUAAACAACAUAAACUCUUUCUGUUUGUGUUCCCGGUUCAUUCUGGUAUUCCUCUGCGGGCUGUUUCAGUGAGAGUCUGUUUCAAUAAGCAGCUCAGCUUUAAUUCCAGACUACAGCUUCAGCCCUUUAAGGAGAAAAGAGCAGCUCAUUGAGAACAUGGGCUAAUGUAUGAUUUCCCUUUAUUUUUGUUUUGCUACAUUUUGACGGUCCAGUUAUCCAAAACUGAAUUCAUCCACUGCUGUGGCCUGAAAGUUUGAAGUGUAAAGAAUAAACGCCAUUUAGCAAUGAAACUAUAUUUGUAAUAUAAGGAAUAGUGUUCGUCUCAUAAUGAUAGAAUGAUGUUCCCUUUACUUUUCACACUUAAUUUAUGAAAUUUUUCAGUUUGUAACAGUGUUUGAAUCCGGAAAAUGCGCUUUGCAUAUUCGUGUGUAUUGCACUUUUAUUUAAUAAAAAAUGAAUAUUAUUAUGAA